CCGCAAACAGCCAAGGCCACACCGACCUCGCCGCCUGGCUGGUCGCCAGCCGCGGCUGGACGCCGCUCGCGCACCUUGAGACCCUCACCGCCGCCCGCGCCACCUCCCUCCUGCGCAGCGGCGCAAGCUUGCACGAGGGCGAGCCGACGCCGCUGCGGCGCGCCGCGGGCGGCGAGGGCGAGACGGCGGCGCUGGUCCGGCGGGCGGCGUCGCCGUGGUCGCCGGCAAGCCACUCGCUCUUCCCCGCGGCGGCUCGCGCGCGGGCGGCGCUCCUCGUCCUCUCGAUCUACGAGAUCCACGAGCGGUACCACCUCGACUCGGCAGGAGCCACGAACGGCAUCGCGGCGCUCGACUUUGGCCACUGCGUCUUGGGCUUCGCCAUCACGCGCGAGACGGAGUAGG
This is a messenger RNA of Emiliania huxleyi CCMP1516, 402 nucleotides long. RefSeq lists its product as hypothetical. Lineage: Eukaryota; Haptophyta; Isochrysidales; Noelaerhabdaceae. The annotation marks the transcript as partial. The record is from RefSeq and is a predicted model, not a curated record. The transcript has a single exon.